GCUUGGCUUUGGGAUGCUGAAGGUGCUAAAAUAGCAGCGAGGACAAGAGGCUUGGCUCAGUGUUAGGGACCUGCCCCGCUGCCUGAAAGCCUGUGAGAUGACAAUAGGGAAAAUGGAGAACGUGGAGGUCUUCACUUCUGAAGGCAAGGGCAGGGGCCUGAAGGCCACGAAGGAGUUCUGGGCUUCGGACGUCAUCUUUGCCGAGCGGGCUUAUUCUGCAGUGGUUUUCGACAGCCUCGUUAACUUUGUGUGCCACACCUGCUUCAAGAGGCAGGAGAAGCUCCACCACUGUGGGCAGUGCAAGUUUGCGCGUUACUGUGACCGCACCUGCCAGAAGGAUGCGUGGGUAGACCACAAGAAGGAGUGCUUGGCCGUCAAGAGAUACGGGAAGGUGCCCAAUGAGAACAUCAGGCUGGCUGCACGCAUCAUGUGGCGGGUGGAGAGAGAGGGCACCGGGCUCACGGAGGGCUGCCUGGUGUCCGUGGACGACCUGCAGAACCACGUGGAGAACUUCGGGGAGGAGGAGCAGAAGCAGCUGCGGGUGGACGUGGAUACUUUCUUGCAGUACUGGCUGCCCCAGAGCCAGCAGUUCAGCAUGCAGUACAUCUCCCACAUCUUCGGCGUGAUUAACUGCAAUGGUUUCACACUCAGUGACCAGAGGGGCCUGCAGGCAGUGGGCGUGGGCAUCUUCCCCAACCUGGGCCUGGUGAACCAUGACUGUUGGCCCAACUGCACCGUCAUCUUUAACAACGGCAAUCAUGAGGCAGUGAAAUCCAUGUUUCACACCCAGAUGAGGAUUGAGCUCCGGGCCCUGGGCAAGAUCUCAGAAGGAGAAGAGCUGACCGUGUCCUACAUCGACUUCCUUAACGUCAGCGAAGAACGCAAGAAGCAGCUGAAGAAGCAGUACUACUUCGACUGCACGUGCGAGCAUUGCCAGAAAGGGCUGAAGGACGACCUCUUCCUGGGGGUGAAAGAUGACCCAAAGCCCUCUCAGGAUGUGGUCAAGGAGAUUAUACAAUUCUCCAAGGAUACACUAGAAAAGAUUGACAAGGCUCGCUCUGAGGGCUUGUACCACGAGGUUGUGAAGUUGUGCCGGGAGUGCCUGGAGAAGCAGGACUCCGUGUUUGCUGACACCAACAUCUACAUGCUGAGGGUGCUGAGCAUCGUUUCCGAGGUCCUCUCCUACCUCCAGGCGUUCGAGGAGGCCUCCUACUACGCCAGGAGGAUGGUGGAUGGCUAUGUGAAGCUCUACCACCCCAACAAUGCCCAACUGGGCAUGGCCGUGAUGCGGGCGGGGCUGACCAACUGGCAUGCUGGUAACAUUGAGGUGGGGCACGGUAUGAUCUGCAAAGCCUAUGCCAUUCUCCUGGUGACACACGGACCCACCCACCCAAUUACCAAGGACUUAGAGGCCAUGCGGAUGCAGACGGAGAUGGAGCUGCGCCUGUUCCACCAGAACGAGUUCAUGUACCGCAAGAUGCGCGAGGCUGCCCUGAACAACCAGCCCAUGCAGGUCAUGGCUGAGCCCAGCAGCGAGCCGGCGCCAUCUCUGUUCCAUAAGAAGCAAUGAGGACCUGCCUGGCGUGUGCGUGUGCGUGUGUGUGUGUGUGUGUGUGUGUGUGUGUGUGUGUGUGUGUGUGUGUUGCGGGUGGGGGGGGCGGGCACUGAGGCUCGGAAUUGGGGAGACAUUCUGGAGGAAGUGGGCUUCUGGGGAGACCCUUGCUGGGGAAGUUGGAGUAUUGCUCAACCCUGCUGCUCUGGGAAUGCACUGCUCUGGGUUCCUCAGUGUCAUGUUGGUUCAUUUCAACUCUGUUUAAUUCAACUUAAUUCAUCCUAUAGCUCAACUCAUCCUACAAGUAUUUGUAGGCCCUAGAGAUAAAGAAGUUCCAAGAGUAGCUGGGGAGGCAAAAUGUAAGCAGACAAUGAAAGCGCCGUGUAAUCACAAUGCAAUGUAAGCUGUGCGGAGAGAGGGGAGCAGUAGAGGGCCUGUCCGGUGGGUGGUGUAUACGCAGUGUGGGCUAUCGCGGAGGGGAUCACAUCUGAGCUGAGGGUGGCAGGUGCUUGGAGCCUCAGGUGGCUGCUCACCCCAACUGUGCAGGCGUCUCUGGGGCUGCUGGUCUCACCCGUGGUCUGGGAGAGUCAGUGUUUGGGUGACGAGGAUGGGAGAAGUCUGUUCAGGAUGAAGCUGCGGGAGACACUUGGAAACACAUAUACCUGGAUUCCCUCAAUUUCCUUUUCCUACAGUCACACACGCCAUGCCUGCACCCACCCCUCCUUCUCACACCAGUGGACAGGACCCCUGCUCCUUCUCCACCUGUGCUCUGGGCUCCUUCCUCCCCUGUCUUGGGCCCGGCUUCACCUAUUACUCCUUCUCCACCCUGGAUCCUUGACAUGUUUCUGGUUCCUUGAGUGCAGUCAGUGAACAUGCUGGGGGCGAUCGGCAGUAAUAAUGUUCACGUUGAGUAGUUUUAAAGGGUUUGUCUCCCAUAGUUAUCUCCUUUUCUCUUUUCUUUCUUUUUCUUUUAAAAAAAUUCUCACCAGAGGAUAUUUUCCCAUUG
Molecule: messenger RNA, 2558 nt
Organism: Myotis davidii
Lineage: Eukaryota; Metazoa; Chordata; Mammalia; Chiroptera; Vespertilionidae
Gene: SMYD1
Product: SET and MYND domain containing 1
Exons: 11
Coding region: 98-1570 (490 amino acids)
Cellular component (GO): nucleus
Molecular function (GO): histone H3K4 methyltransferase activity; protein binding
Source: RefSeq, a predicted model, not a curated record